GGGGGAWUGAGACCCGGUGUAUGUCCGGUUCCUUUACCAAUYGACUCUUGUCCCAAUAAUACCAAAGAUGAAUGCAACGUAGAUCAAGAUUGCACCGAAGGGAAAAAAUGCUGCUCUGAUUCCUGCAACAGACAGUGCGUUGCUCCUCCACCAAACAGAGACUGUGCAGAUAUGUACAUGGCCGGAAUUAGGAAGAGCGGAGUUUACACUGUAAAACCUGACGACCAAGGACCUUUUCAAGUCUAUUGCGACAUGGACACUGAUUCAGGUGGAUGGACAGUCUUUCAGCGUCGAAAGGAUAACCUCGUCAACUUUUUUCGUGACUGGAAADACUACAAAGUAGGUUUUGGUGACUUAGAGGGAAGCUUUUGGCUUGGAUUGGAAAAGAUACACCGUCUUGUUGCUACGACUGAGAGCUCUCUCCGUGUUGACCUAGAGGACUGGGAUAAAACYAAGGUGUAUGCUAAGUAUGUAGGCUUUCGUAUUGAAGACGAGAGUAAAAAAUACCGGUUAACAGUGAUAGGCUACAAGGGAACUGCCGGAAACUCACUAWCAUAUCAUAAUAACAUGCCUUUUAGUACUAGAGAUCGAGACAAYGAUAAAUGGCCAGGAAAUGAAUGUGCCAAUGAUCUGACUGGUGCCUGGUGGUACAAUAACUGCCAUGCAUCUAAUUUAAAUGGCAUGUACUAUGGCAAUAUCAAAGACUAUGGAGGAGUGGGGUGGGCAGCUUUUCGACACAAUUUAUCAUUAAAAUUUGCAGAGAUGAAGGUGAGACCRGACUCAUUUGCCGAGGGUGAUGAAUGAUUCACAGAUAUWAUGGACGAU
Molecule: messenger RNA, 825 nt
Organism: Exaiptasia diaphana
Lineage: Eukaryota; Metazoa; Cnidaria; Anthozoa; Actiniaria; Aiptasiidae
Product: fibrinogen C domain-containing protein 1-like
Exons: 2
Cellular component (GO): extracellular region
Molecular function (GO): peptidase inhibitor activity
Source: RefSeq, a predicted model, not a curated record